AUGGGCACCACAACAACACUGCGCUUCCGUUACUUCCCAAACUGCUUCCUCACGCAUCCAUGUAGCAGCAGCAGCAGCGGCGGUAACAAGUGCAUGUUUUCUUCAACACAACACCAAACCACUAUCUCUCUCCCUCUCAGUUCCUCCACUCACUUCCACCUUCUCGCUUCGCAAACCAGCAACACCACAACCGCUCGGAAAAAUCGAAAGCUGAAAACCGAUGACGAGAUCUGCUCCGAAAUUCGGCAAUUCAUCGCUGAAGUUGGACUCCCUCACGACCACAUUCCCUCUACCAAAGAGCUUAUACUCCAUAGAAGGAAUGACCUGGCAAACAUUGUUAGGCGGAGAGGUCAUAAAAAGAUUCAGGAUCUUCUCACAAGUUCGUUAUAUGGUGAAAUUGAUUCAUUAAACACAGGAGAAAUUUUAGAGGAAAGACUGGAUUCUACAAAUGAUAGUGUGGAUCUAUUAACAGGUCAGAAUGAGGAUGGGGUAGGGGAACUCAAAGAUUAUGCUGAAGUGGUUAAUAACGUGGCAGAGGGGAAUUUCCGCCCAACUGAAGUGACAACCGUGGACAAUGAUUGCAGCAGUUCAACAGAAGAUUUUUAUCCCAAUUUUGAUAGCCUAAGUUCCAUGCCAACAGAAAUUUCUGGUGAAUCGCCAUCUGAGACAACGUUGUUUGGAAAUUCAGAGGGUGAGGACACUUUAAUGGCAAAAAUGGUUGGAGAUAUUACCUUUCCAUUGUCAGUUCCUUCCAUGGAAAACCAUUCCAAUACUUCAUUUAAGGAUCCUGAUCUUGACACUGAAAACAGAGUGUCCAUGGAGCAAAAGGACUGUGGUGUGUUAGAAGGUGUAGAUAUCUACUAUAACUAUAUUGCUGAAGAUGUUUACCAAACCUCUGAAUUUUUUGAGAACAAAAUUGAUUCGGUUAUUCGUUUUGCAGACAUCAGGGAUGUAAAUCUUGAGACUUCAUCCAACUUAUCUUUGGAGGAAAGGGUCGCAAAUUUUAUUCAGAAUGGAGAUUUAGAUGCAGUUGAAGGUGCACGUCCCCAUAAAGAAAAUAAUGUCAUGGCAAAUAAUGUGAAGUCACUGACAUCCAAUCAAGUUAUUCCGCCUGGAAAAUUGGACCAGCCUCUUCGGGAGGAUCACAUGCCACAUGAGGAUCCAAUAACUCAUUUUGACAAGGAUUUGGAUGCCGAGGCUCCAAAUGUACAAAAUCAAAGUGAGAUAAAUCAUCUCAAGUUCAUGCUGUACCAGAAGGAGUUGGAGUUGACUCGGCUGAAGGAGCAGAUUGAGAAGGAAAAGCAUGCUUUGUCUGUCUUGCAAACCAAGGCGGAGGAGGAAAUCAGCAAAGCGAAAAAACUUUUAUCUGAAAAAGAUGCAGAGCUGCUUGAAGCUGAAGAAAGUCUUUCAGGACUCAAGGAGGUUCUUAUUGAGUUCUCUGGCGAUGGUGAUGUCGUGGAAGUAGCUGGAAGCUUCAACGGCUGGCAUCACCCAAUAAAGAUGGACCCUCAACCUCAGCCAUUAACUAGUGUUAUAGACCAUGGUGGAUCAAGAAAAUCCAGAUUUUGGUCAGCGAUGCUGUGGCUAUAUCCAGGUGUAUAUGAGAUAAAAUUUGUCGUUGAUGGCCACUGGACAACAGAUCCUCAACGGGAAUCAGUAGGAAGGGGUCACAUAUGUAACAACAUUUUAAGAGUAGAUAGAUGA
Messenger RNA from Lathyrus sativus (Indian pea), 1704 nucleotides. The record is from the annotation of a GenBank genome assembly. Lineage: Eukaryota; Viridiplantae; Streptophyta; Magnoliopsida; Fabales; Fabaceae.